GCAGACGACAUCAACGUAACAGAAGACAGACUCACAAAUCAACUGAUGAAUUUGAAGGUGGACGCAGUGCGUACACUUUGUAAGGAAUGUGGUGUCGACUCUAAUGGUUCCAAGAUAGAUCUCAUUCUGCGCCUCAGGACCAAAAUGCAAAAUAAACAGGACUGCAACAAAGUGUUUGAGAAGAUCUGCGGAGCUUCAGGUGGUUUGGCUGCCAUCAUGUGUCCCUGCGGCAUAGUGUACAGCUUGAAGUUCAACAUUAGAGCAGAAGGCCCCAGAGACUUUGCAGAUAUGCUGCUGGCGUGGAAACAUCUGCCCAAUGUAUCAGUCUACGACUCAGCACAAGCUCUUGUGAACCACACCAGUGGCAGAGAGCCAGAAAAUCUACCAUUCCAGCCACACGAAGGCCGUCUUGCUCCUCCAACUCCUGAGAACAUUCAGGCCGCCAAGGACCGAACACUGAAGAUCCACCUUCCAUGGAUUUUAGAGCCGAACACUGAAAAUGUUGAAGAUGACAGUCAUCCAUGUACCAAAUCAUCUCACCGUUAUGUUUUGUGUGACAAGCCAGAUGAAGACAACGGCAAAGAUGAGAAGGAUAUCCUCAGGAGGAUUGAUCUUGUACCUGAGCUAGCAGGUCAGCUCGACAGCAAAGUAGCAGAACAGUUCUUCACAGAGAUGAGGAAGAACGAUUACUUCCUGAAAAACAUGUCGCCGUCAGCUUGCGUUUUUCUGGUGCGAAACAUGGUUCAUCACCACAAUGAAAAAAAAGAAAGACAAAGCAUUGAGAAGAUGAAAAGAAGCGUGUGGGAAGUCGGCUCCAGCCCGGAUUCUGUAUAUAAUUCGCCAGCUUGGGUCAUUGUCACGACACCAGGGAUAUAACAUGACCGUGAUCUCUGCGAAAUAAGCCCUCAAUUUAGAAAAAAAGUAGAUUGAAUAGAAGACUGUUUGUGUCGUGUGUAAUUUACAAAGAAAAGCUUAUAAUUGUAUGUUAAUACAGUUUAACUGAAAAUGUCAUUAGGAGUCCACAAUCAGUUCAAUGGGUUAUUGUAUGCAUAUUGUUACUAAAUAUAUGUAUUUAUCUUUGAGAGACAUACUGUAUCUUAGUUUUUUUUUUUUUUGUGAUAAUUCAAUAGCAUGAUUGCCGUAACCCUGUAGAGCACCAACCAGGCGCGAGCUUUUAUGUUGAAAAUGAAAAGCUCACGACGCUCCUGGGGCUUCAGGGCACCGGGUGAGAGGGCAUGAGACGAGAAGUUCCAGACUGCAGCCAUGCAGAAAACUACUAAAAGGACGUCUUUGUAGAUGUAAAAAAAAAAAAAAAAAAUGUAAAGACGACAGUUUGUUCAUGGUUUAUGUAAAUAAUUAGGAAAAAUAAAUAGUCUUUGUUUACAACUUCUAAAA
Messenger RNA from Labrus bergylta (ballan wrasse), 1395 nucleotides. The record is from RefSeq and is a predicted model, not a curated record. NCBI's taxonomy places the organism in Eukaryota, Metazoa, Chordata, Actinopteri, Labriformes, Labridae.